CGAGAACAAGUCACUGAGUUUUUUGACAUUUUUUUAAACCCGACUUUUCGAUAAAACAGAAUGGAAGCUUUUUUUUUUUUUACCUUUUGCUUUUAUAGAUCUAACCCAUAAAAUAUAAUUAAAAAAUGAAAUUGGACGCUAAAGCCCUCCGUUAUAUGAGCUCCGAAGACUUUCGAGUUUUGACAGCUGUCGAAAUGGGUUCCAAAAAUCACGAAGUUGUUCCUAGUUCACUUAUUGCCCAAAUUGCCCAAUUACGUGCUGGUGGUAGUCACAAGCUUGUGGGUGGUUUAGCAAAGAGAAAGUUGAUUGCCAGAGUUCAAAAUAUGAGUUACGAUGGUUACCGUUUAACCUACGGUGGAUACGAUUAUCUUGCUUUAAAGACAUUUGCCAAGAGAGGAACAGUCUACUCUGUUGGUAACCAAAUUGGUGUUGGUAAAGAGUCCGAUAUUUAUUUAGUUGCAGAUGAAGACGAUAAUCAACAUGUUUUAAAGCUUCAAAGAUUGGGUCGUAUGUCUUUCCGUACCAUCAAAUCCAAGCGUGAUUAUCUUCAAAAUCGUAAAUCUGCUUCUUGGAUGUAUAUGUCUCGAUUAGCUGCCAUGAAAGAAUUCGCCUUUAUGAAGGUCCUUUAUGAGAACGGUUUCCCCGUACCUGAACCUAUUGAUGCCAGUAGACAUUGUGUCGUCAUGGGCUUAAUUGAUGCUUUCCCUUUACGUCAAAUCGAAGAGGUCGGAAACCCCGGUAAACUUUACUCAGAAUUGAUGAGUAUGAUUGUUAAAUUGGCUCAAUAUGGUUUGAUUCAUGGUGAUUUUAACGAAUUCAAUAUCUUGAUCAAGAGUGAUGGUUCUCCUGUAUUAAUUGAUUUCCCUCAAAUGGUUUCCACUUCUCAUGUCAAUGCUGAAUUCUAUUUCAACCGUGAUGUCGAGUGUAUUCGUGUCUUUUUCCGUCGUAGAUUUGGCUAUGAAAGUGCAUUAUAUCCCAGAUUCACUAAGGAUGUCAACCGUGAGUUCUGUUUGGAUGUUCAAGUUGCUGCUAGUGGAUUCAGUAAGAAAAUGCAAAAGGAAUUAGAAGCAUACCAAGAGGAAAUCAAAGACAUGUCCGACGAGGAAGAAGAGGAGGACAGCGAUGAUGACGAUGACGACGAAGAGGAAGAAGAAGAGCAAGAUAUACCCUCAGAAAUGACUGAAGAAGAAAAGAUGGAGAUCAAAUUAAGAAAUAUGCGUCUUGGUAAUACAGAGGAAACUGAAUCUGAAGAGGAAGAGGAAGUGGUGGAAGAGGAAGAGGAGGAUGACAGCGCCGAAGAAGAAUUAUCUGAAGAGGCAGAGCUGGCCAGACGUGGUGAAAAGAUUGAACGUUUAAAUAACCGUGAUUUUAAAGCUCAUCGUGAUGUGAAACCCAAGAAAUCUACCAAGAAACUAUCAGUGACUGCAGCAGCGGCAGCUAAAGACGAAGAGCUCAAAAGCAAAGUUGCUCGUACUCUCAAGAGUCAAACCAACAAGCAAAAUGUUAGAAAUACUCGUGGUAACAACCUCAAGAACAAGGGAAAGAGAAGUGACAGAGCAGCUGUCAAGGGCGGCGACAUCUUUGAUUAAAAAUAAAAACGUCAAGACAUUAUAUAACACAUUGCUUUUCCCCUCCCAUUUGUCAUAUUACCUAAUAAAUAUCAUUUAAAUACAUCUGGAUUACUUACAA
This is a messenger RNA of Mucor mucedo, 1689 nucleotides long. Its product is annotated as RIO1 family-domain-containing protein. The record is from RefSeq and is a predicted model, not a curated record. The coding region runs from base 126 to 1589 and encodes 487 amino acids. Gene Ontology annotation, molecular function: ATP binding; protein serine/threonine kinase activity. Lineage: Eukaryota; Fungi; Mucoromycota; Mucoromycetes; Mucorales; Mucoraceae. Gene Ontology annotation, biological process: protein phosphorylation; maturation of SSU-rRNA. Gene Ontology annotation, cellular component: cytosol; preribosome, small subunit precursor; nucleus. The transcript has 3 exons.